AACUUCCUCUGCCCUACAGAUCAUCCCAGAACGAAUGGACCAUGCCUCAAAAGCCUUCAUGAAGACUCCUCAGAGCAAUCGACGGAGUACUGGGUGAAUAAAGCACAAAAUAUACUUGCCGAGAAGCUGAAGCAAACUUUGCGCCGGAAUACGAAUCGCGCUAAGAAUAUUAUACUCUUUCUCGGCGAUGGCAUGUCUGUGCAGACAACUACCGCCACGCGCGCCUUUCUUGGCGACAGCUCCGAGCAGGUCUAUUUCGAUCGAUUCCCUUACACUGGACUCUCGAAGACUUACGCGGUCGAUAAGCGCGUACCAGACUCCGCCUCGACGGCGACCGCCUACUUGAGUGGCGUGAAGGGAAACUAUGGUACGAUUGGUGUUAAUGCACAAGUGCCGAAGUAUGAUUGCGAUUUAGCAGCCGAUCCGAACACACACACGGAAAGCAUAGCCAAGUGGGCACAAGAUGCUGGCAAGUGGACGGGUCUGGUGACAACUGCGCGUGUUACACACGCUUCA
Rhagoletis zephyria (snowberry fruit fly) is the source of this 516-nucleotide messenger RNA. Its product is annotated as membrane-bound alkaline phosphatase-like. Gene Ontology annotation, molecular function: alkaline phosphatase activity. Gene Ontology annotation, biological process: dephosphorylation. The record is from RefSeq and is a predicted model, not a curated record. Lineage: Eukaryota; Metazoa; Arthropoda; Insecta; Diptera; Tephritidae.